AUGGAGGAGAGCCAUCUCCUCAAGCAUCCUGGGGUGAAGAAGAAGAUAGUGCAUGGAGGCCAAGGCCCUCUGCCUCACUUUCCCAGCGGGACUAAGGCCCAACUGUCUCUUCUCUCUGCACAGUUGGUUUUCCACUUCCAGACCCUGCUGAGCAACUCUGAGAGAACAGUGAUUGACGACAGCCGCAAAAACAAACACCCUACGGAAAUUUUUGUGGGGAAAAUGUUCAAGAUGGAGGUGUGGGAGGUGUUGUUAACUUCCAUGAGGCUGGGUGAGGUGGCAGAGUUCUGGUGUGACGCCAUUCACACAGGCCUCUAUCCAAUCGCGUCUAAAGGGAUGCGGCUAGCUGCCCAGGGAAAGGACCCUCUGGAGGGGCAGAAGCACAUGUGUGGCAUGGGAAACAUGUUCACGGGCCACUCCACGGGCUUCCCUGAACUGGAUGAGCUGAUGAGGGAGCCACAACCUCUCAUCUUCAUCAUGGAGCUGAUCUCAGUGGGCGAGCCGCUCUCCUACGAGCGCGAGUCCUGGCUAAUGGAGAAAGACGAGAAGAUGCAGGCCGCCCCCUCGCUACACCUGCAGGGCAACGCGCUGGUGCGUCAGGGCCGCUACGCCCAAGCCGCUGAGAAGUACAGGGAGGCCGUGCUGCUCCUGCGCACGGUGCAGUCGCGGGAGAUGCCAGGACAUGAGGACUACGUUAACCUCAGCAAGCUCGUUACCCCUCUGGUCCUCAACUACUGCCAAUGCAAGCUGGAACUAGGGGAAUACUAUGAGGUUAUAGAGCACACCUCUGAACUGAUAGACAAGCACAAAGGCUGCGUGAAGGCGUACUACAAACGAGCGAAAGCUUACGCGGCCGUGUGGAGCGAGAGGGAGGCCAGGCGAGACCUCCUGACGGUGGCCGAGCUGGACGGCACUCUGGCCAGGCUGGUGCAGAAGGAGCUGCGACUCCUCUCGGAGAGGAUGAGGGAGAAAUACAGGGACGACAGGGAGCGGUACCGAAAUAUUCUCGAAGAGAGGACCACGGGAGAGGAGGAGGAGGACGAGGGGGGGGAUCCAAACGAGCUGUCCCAGUGUCCUCGGCAGGAGGCGAAGAGCCUACCGGCAAGAGAGGAGGGGCAGAGGGACGUCCUGCAGGCAGCGGCCGUGACGGAGGGCAAAGACCGGCAGCAGAUGUUACGGCUAAUUAUGCUGCUUCAAGAUGAAGGCAUUUCCUGUAUUACAGGGCAGCGUUUCGCUGAGGCCCUACUGAAAUUCAAAGAGGCCCUGGAGUACGUGGAUUAUCUUCAACGCAAGGAAGUGGACAACAAGGGAGAGGACUGGGAGUCCUUGGAGAAAGUGCGCCUGCCACUCACCCUCAACCUCAGCCAAUGCAGACUCCAUCUUGGCCAAUUCCAUGAGGUGGUCGAGCUCAAUAGCAAAAUUCUCAGGGUUCACAAAGACAACCUGAAGGCCUUGUACCAACGUGCUCGCGCCCACGCGGCCCUGUGCCACGAGGACGAAGCCCGCGGGGACUUCUGCAGGGCGGUUCGCCUCGACUCCGCACUCAGGCCCGUGGUGAAGCUGGAGCUCAGGAGAAUGGGUGAGAGCAUCCGAGCCAAGCACGUCCGCGACAAGAAGAACUACUGGAGCAGCAGCCAAGAGAGGCGGAAGCAGGAGGUCCCGGCGAAGGCCGCCAACAAGGUGGCGAGAGAGAAAGGAGCAAAGCUGCUCGCCCAGAGCCAACGAGCAAAACAAGGUUGCCAAGAGAGUCAAGGCCAGCCUGCGGGGUCACAACCUGCAGGCCUGCUACUUUCCAAUCACAAUAAUGAGCAUGUGCAGCUAAAACCGGCCGAGACAGCCCUUAGCAACGGCACGGAGCACCACUGCGACCCAAGGCUGAUCCGCACAGCCAUGCUACGCGGCCCAGGAGCUACCGGCGCCUACGGACCCCCCUCCGCCCUCCUGCCGAGAUUCGUUACAUCCUGGCACUGA
Molecule: messenger RNA, 1971 nt
Organism: Electrophorus electricus (electric eel)
Lineage: Eukaryota; Metazoa; Chordata; Actinopteri; Gymnotiformes; Gymnotidae
Source: RefSeq, a predicted model, not a curated record